AUGCCUCCUCGAUUCCGCUUCGCAAUCUCCUCCUCUCCUUCCCUCACCCUCCGCCGCCUCUAUUCCACCGCAGAGCCCCUCAUCCGCGUCACCAACCUUCCCGCAGCUUCAAGCGGCCACAUCCGCAUCCUCGAGCUCAACCGGCCCAAGGCCCGAAACGCAAUCUCCAAGGAUCUGCUCGCCUCUCUGCGCGCGGAGAUCCACGACGUGCAGAACCAGUACGGCCCCGACGGCGAGGAGGUUGCUCCCCCACAGCGCUUCGGCGGAGCGGCUGGCGUGGACGAGAAGGGCCCUACGAGAGCUCUGAUCAUCGCCAGUGCCGUCGAUACGUGCUUUUGCGCGGGUGCCGACUUGAAAGAGCGACGAGGUUUUACCCAGGAAGAAACUGCCAAGUUCCUCUCCGACCUGCGCGGCGCCUUCACCGACCUCUCCAACCUCCAAAUCCCCACAAUCUCCGCAAUCUCCUCCCUCGCCCUCGGCGGCGGCCUCGAGCUCGCCCUCUCCACCCACUUCCGCGUCCUCUCCUCCAACGCCACCGUCGGUCUCCCCGAGACCAGGCUCGGCAUCAUCCCCGGCGCCGGCGGCACCUUUCGCCUGCCCGCCAUCGUCGGCCUCUCCCGCGCCCGCGACCUCAUCCUCACCGGCCGCCGUGUCGCCGCUCCGGAGGCUUACUUCCUCGGCAUCGCUGAUCGCCUCGUCGAGGUUCUGCCCGAGGACGAGCGGGAUGGCGCUGAUAUCCUGCAGACGGCGCGCAAGUCUGCGCUCUCCGAGGCCGUCAGGCUGGCGCAGGAAAUCUGCGAGGGAGGCCCUAUUGCUAUCCGCGCCGGCCUGCAGGCCGUCGCCUGGGCUAGGGAAGAGAAGGAAAAUGAAAUGUACAAGAGGGUUGUCAACACUGAAGACAGAAAUGAAGCCCUGAGGGCAUUCCAGGACAAGCGAAAGCCUGUCUUCAAGGGCCGGUAA
Messenger RNA from Trichoderma breve, 960 nucleotides. Its product is annotated as enoyl-CoA hydratase/isomerase domain-containing protein. The transcript is spliced from 2 exons. Gene Ontology annotation, molecular function: enoyl-CoA hydratase activity. Bases 1 to 960 code for a protein of 319 amino acids. Gene Ontology annotation, biological process: fatty acid beta-oxidation. The record is from RefSeq and is a predicted model, not a curated record. Gene Ontology annotation, cellular component: mitochondrion. Lineage: Eukaryota; Fungi; Ascomycota; Sordariomycetes; Hypocreales; Hypocreaceae.